AACCUCACUAACUAACAAUAUUUAAAUGUUUACAUCAAUAACACGGGUUUUGGAUAAGGGAGAUAAUGAUUUUCUUGAGGAGAUUUGAAAAUUAUCACAAACAAUAACGGCUUUUUGUUAUUAUCGCCACAAUAAAAAGAAUGCUGUUAUUUAUUUACAAACUCUCGCUUCUGGGAGGGAAAACUGUAGAAUACAACUACCAUAAUGCAUUGCGAAUUAGCCGUAUAGAGGGAACGGGGAAUUCGUGUAAGCAUUAAGACUUUGUUACCUUGCUGAGAUUAUACAUUUGAGUGUUAUACCGAUUCCAGGAUAAAAACUUUCGGUUAUCCCGAGCCAAAGGGGAUUCACUUCUUCUAUUUUUUCCGGAAGAAACCGUAUAGAUGACAGAUAGAAACGCAAGCACGUAUCACGAAUUGAAUCAUUUAGUUCAAAAAAAGACGUUUGAUAAUCUUGUAACAAGAUUGGGAGUCAAAGCCGGAGAUGACUGUUUGGACAUUGGUUGUGGGACAGGUAAUUUAACAAGUUCCUUAAUUAACGUGGUUGGAAAAAAUGGAUCCGUGCUUGGUAUAGAUCCUGAUGAACAUAGAAUAGCAAAAGCCAAACAGCAAUAUGGCGGCUUAUCAAAUAUUUCUUUAAGUUAUGCGAGUAACCUAUCUGGUAUUUCAAAAUGUUUCGAUGUUGCUAUAGCAAAUCAUGUAACACACUGGAUGACCGACAAAGUAAAAAUGGAAACAUUUCAAGUCGUGUUUCAAAUGCUAAAACCAGGAGGUGUUUUCGGCGUAUUCUCAUUACUUAGCGUCAGUGAGAAUGUCAAGCAAAUUUACCGUUACGUACCGGAUAAUGGUAAUGCACGAAAAUUGAUGAAUUGUGAGUACUCCAGUUUGAAAAAUUACAAAAAAAUAUUUAUUACAUGUGGGUUUGAGAUUAUUUAUGCUACGGAAUCUAAUGAAUUCGACUGUUUUGAUUCAUUGGAAACAUACCUGAGAUGGAUGAAUGCUUCUGCGGGUGGUGAUGUCGAAGAUAUUUACAUGCAACAUAAGGAUGAUAUUUUAUUUGAGAAAUCUAGUGAUGGCAAGUAUAAACACCCAGCUCAUUCUGUUUGUAUUAUUGGAAAAAAACCUUUACAAGCUAAGCAAAAAAGUCGGUAAAGGGUGACUAUAUUUUGGUUCAGCAAUUAAUAUUUCGUACCCAUCAAAUUUUUUUUCGUGCAUUUUUUUAAGACCACCUAUUCUUACAGACUUUUUUGGUAACUAAUUUUUAACCAAGAAAAUUUUACGCACUAUUAGUAACAGCAUUUUAUAACCUUCGUUUAAAAUUCUCCAAACUAAAGAAAUAUCUGUCACGAUCACCCACAAUAUUUUUGUCUUCAUGUUUUGGGUCCCUCUUCCACAACAUACUACCAGCUUCAAACAAUGAAGUUUUUUAUGAUGAAAUAGCGCCAAAUUGCAUCUUUUUCUGACAUUCGAGACACCGAUACGAACAUGACCCUGGCGCAGGCCUGUUAUAACUUUGUGCUGUGAUUGGAAGAAUUGACGUCACCAAUUUAUGCAUUAACGCAGCGAGCUGGAUUAAACUGUUCUAUUCCACUGGGGUUAAAAUAAAGGAAAAAUGGUGCUUUUGGUCGUGAGUUUAGCUGGAGACUUUUGAGUGCGAUGACCGAAUUUAUUGUUACCCUUGACUAUUAAUGUUAGAUAUUUUGUAUAGCUACUUGGUGCAAAAUUAAAAAGUGUCAGUUAAGAAAUUUAUAUAGCUAGCUAGCCAUAUAGCUAGCUAGCUAGAUCGUAUUCUUUUUAAGAAUAUACACUUACUUUUGAUAGUGUUUGAAGCGAUGCUUCAAAAUGAUCAUCCAAAAUGACUGUCUUUAUUGACCUGCAUGCCACACCAUAAAAGGAAAAAAGGCGACACAAACUAGUCUCAUCUUUACAUUCAACCAACCAUGUGGAAAAGUGAGUUUAAAUCUGCCCUUUUAUUUGCUGUUAGCCCAUGAUUAGGAGUUCAUCUGGAAUAUUAGACAGAAACCUUAAAUACUGGAAGCAUUUUGUACAAUUUCUCACCUCUUCUGUUAAGCAAUUAAAUAAUUCUGAAUCAUGCAGCGGUAGUGAGGACGCUCUUACCUUCUUAAGGUUGGUAGGUGGAGUGAGGUUGUACAGUAGUAAUAAACAUUCUCUGUCCAGUCGUGGGUAAAUAGAUGUAUACUUCUACUCUGUUAAAACCAAAGUCUGAAUCCAAGCCUUCAAUGAUUUUCCAAACAAAUAUAAUUCUGUAUCGUUAACGACGUCUUUGAAGCGAGUAUAAAUUGUAUUUUCUGAGUGCAUCUCAAUGGUUAGAGAUGUAUUUGCCUUUGAUUUUACGUAUGAAGUAUUACUGAAUCAAUUUAAUUUGUUGAAUGAUGCCCGCAGUGGUUGGACAACACAGCUGUGAACAAUAUUCAAUUCGAGGUAACAAAACCAUUUCCCCAUAGGGUUAACAUUACUGCACAAUAUUCAGGAAGACAACUUUUCCCUGGAUCAAUUACACUAUGUAUGUGAUUCUUAAACGAAGCAUCGAUUGUCAUUAAUACGUCAAGAUCUCUGACUUCAUUUUUUCUGUGAUAAUUGAUCCUGAACAUGUUAGGAAGCUUGUGCAUAGUUUCAAGAUUUCAUCGUGACCGUACCUGAGAACUUUAAUUUCAUGUUGGAGUAUUCCAAGGUCAUUCAUAUAUUCUGUCAAGGUCUCCUUGCGGUUUAAAGAUAUCUUGGACAAUUGCUACAGCUCGGCUGACUUUUCUGCCAUUAGCAAAACAUUCUAAGUUACUGUGUUUGAUAUCUUUAUCAAUAUCUCCAAUAAGGAUCAGAAAAAUCAGCAGCUAGUACAAUAAACUUCAUUGUGGUACACCUAAGAUAACAUCAACAUCUCAAAUAUUUUUAUUACAUGAGAUGUCAAAGCUAUAGGACGGUAAUUUGACGCUACUGUUUUUAUUCCACCUUUGAAAAUGAGAGUAAUUGAAAAGAGAACUCGCAUUAGUUUUUGUUUUUGAAUAUUUUUUUGCGUAACUUAAGAAAUAUUUUGGACUGAUUUUAAUUGCGUUAGUUCGAAAUGUUUGAAAACCCCCGGACAGAAUAGGGCUAACAGAGGCGUGAAUAAAGGAAGUCAAGUUGUAAUCAAUAUUAAACGACCACGAAAGUCAG
Molecule: messenger RNA, 3167 nt
Organism: Hydractinia symbiolongicarpus
Lineage: Eukaryota; Metazoa; Cnidaria; Hydrozoa; Anthoathecata; Hydractiniidae
Product: demethylmenaquinone methyltransferase-like
Exons: 2
Coding region: 381-1148 (255 amino acids)
Source: RefSeq, a predicted model, not a curated record